Momordica charantia (bitter melon) is the source of this 1667-nucleotide messenger RNA. RefSeq names its product Galactosyltransferase family protein. Gene Ontology annotation, molecular function: galactosyltransferase activity. Gene Ontology annotation, cellular component: Golgi membrane. The record is from RefSeq and is a predicted model, not a curated record. Lineage: Eukaryota; Viridiplantae; Streptophyta; Magnoliopsida; Cucurbitales; Cucurbitaceae.
AGAGAGAGAGAGAGAGAGAGAGAGAGAGAGAAUGAAAUCUGAGCUGAGUGUCCCUACCGGCAACCAAAAACCAGAGAGACUCGGUGUCUCUCUCUGAAACCGCCAUUUUCUCCGAUCAGCCGAUCGAAUUUGUGCUCAGAAAUGAUCCACCAUCUCCGUUUUUCUUCCGAUUCCAUGUAAUCUGAACUGAGCUCAAUUGGGGACCUCUACGACGCUUUGCUUUACGCCAUGCCUUCGUCGCCUAAGGUCUUCCACGCCCGCCACUCGCCUACUUCUCCAUUCUACUCCCGCAGAUCUUCAGUCCUCCUCUUCUCCUGUAUCCUCUUCGGCAUUUCUGGGUUCAUCUUCGGACUCACCUCGUUUUUAUUUACUCGCCCCGGAUUUAAUUGUUCUAUCCGUGAGCCGAGGAGUGUCAAAGUCGUCUGGGAGAGAGCGGGUUCUUCUGGUGGUGUUUUUAGUGGAGGUACUGGAGCAACUGGCGGCGAUGAGAAGCGUCAUAAAGUGAUGGGGUUUGUGGGGAUCCAGACCGGGUUUGCAUCUGAUGGCCGGCGUCGAUCUUUGAGGCAGACUUGGUUGCCUUCUGAUCGGGAAGGGCUUCAACGAUUGGAAGAAGCCACUGGCUUGGCUUUCAGAUUUAUAAUUGGAAAGACAAAUGACAAGUUGAAAAUGUCGGAGCUCAAAAAGGAGGUAGCAGAGUACGAUGACUUUUUGCUAUUGGAUAUUGAAGAAGAGUAUAGUAGGCUACCUUAUAAAACGUUAGCAUUCUUUAAAGCUGCAUAUGCACUAUAUGAUUCUGAGUUUUAUGUCAAAGCUGAUGAUGAUAUAUAUUUAAGGCCAGAUCGCCUUUCGCUUCUACUGGCAAAAGAACGCUCACACCCUCAAACUUACAUUGGCUGCAUGAAAAAAGGCCCAGUUUUCACAGAUUCAAAGUUGAAAUGGUACGAGCCACUGUCUCCUUUGCUCGGAAAUGAGUAUUUCCUUCAUGCCUACGGUCCAAUGUAUAUCCUCUCUGCUGACGUUGUUGCAAGCUUGGUUGCUCUUAAAAAUAAUAGUUUCCGCAUGUUCAGCAAUGAGGAUGUAACAAUUGGUGCUUGGAUGCUCGCUAUGAAUGUUAAUCAUGAGAACAAUAAAGCACUCUGUGCAACAGACUGUACGCCUACAUCUAUUGCAGUAUGGGAUAUUCCCAAGUGUUCAGGGCUUUGCAAUCCAGAAAAGAGAAUGUUGGAACUUCACAAUAAAGAAAGCUGUACAAAGACCCCUACUUUACCAUCGGAUGACUAGACAUGAUAUCCCCAUUUUUCUCAAGGGAGUCGAGCUACGUCCUUCAGGUUCAGGGAGUUUUCUGUUUAGUCCCAAGCAUAUAGCGUCGAUUUCACCCCUUUUUACCUUCUGAAUAUGUAUUUUUCGAAAGGAUUUCUACACGAUUGGUUUCAUACUCUUCUUGAUUCCAGGGGGGUGGCUUUAGAAAUAGAGCAAUAGGAAAUUGUUUUUGUGAUCAGAUAUUAGUGUCUUUCCCCCAGUUCUCAUUCUUUGAUAUCUAAGGCUUAUUUACUUCUGCAGAGUUGUAAAUUUGAGCACCUCCCACUCUCUACCUUUUCUUUUCCUUUCUGAUCGUGGCUGACAUGCUGUGGAAUCUAAAUAUCCUUCAGGCAUCCUUCAUUCUUUCA